AUGCCAAUUGAGUGCCUUAUAUCCUUUGAUAAUAAUCCUCAAGGUGUUUACUAUGCUGGACAGGAGCUAUCCGGCAUUGUUGACCUCAGCGUCGACGCAACAAAGCGCAUUAAAGCAAUACACAUCACAGUUAGCGGCUAUGCAAAGAUACGCUGGAUAAAAAAGGGCUACCCACGCGAUAGUGAACGUGCUAUGUGUCGUGCUUAUCGUUCGUAUUUGUCGUCACGUUCGUAUGUGCUCGGCUCGUGUGCGAACAGUUCGUGUAUGGACUGGUCGGCCGGCGAUUAUUCGUAUACGUUUCACGUAAUACUGCCAGAGAAUCUGCCUACUUCGUUCGAUGGAAAAUAUGGGCAGAUUCAUUAUGAGAUUAUCACCACAAUCGAUCGGCCAGCCCGAUAUCCAAAAGUCUUCAAGUUGCCAUUUACGGUAAUACAACCGUUGGAUUUGAAUGUGGACACUAUUUAUAGGGUCCCCCUCGAAAUCCUCGAUCGCAAGCGCUUCUGGAGCUUUUGCUGCCCCACAGGCCCGUUAACUGUGAAAUUCUCCACACCCUAUUGCGGUUAUGCACCCGGCCAAAAAAUCCAUUUCGUCCUUUAUAUCAAUAAUGAAUCGUCCAUUGACAUUACCGACUGUGAAGUGAAGCUGAAACAGGAGGUUAGCUACGAAUCGCAUGAUCCACAACAUGAAUACCGUUAUGACAAACAUCUCAUCGCACGCAAACAAUUCGGUAAUGUUCUGCGUUGGAGCCGUAAAGUGUAUCGUGGUUUUCUUAGUUUACCUUCCAUACCGCCGUCAUCACUGAAAAUCGCUUGUCCUAUCAACAUCACGUAUCUGAUAAAAGUCAUUAUUAAACCAACUGACUUUCAUUGGAAAAUGAAAUUGAAAAUACCCUUAACCAUUGGUAGUAUACCGAUUAUAGAUAGCAUGGCAGCAGCUGCAGGAUUGCCAAGCUUAUUAGAAACACAAUAUGCGGUGAGUCGUGGCUAUUAUAGCGGGCGAAGACUGCAGGACAUAGCAGCGUUACGACAAAAUGUAAGCGAAAAUGAGCAACAUUUUGCUGGUGGUGAAGAUGGAGCAGGUGAAAGCGGUGAUCAGCAAAUGAAUGCGGAUAUGGCAAGUGGAGCGAACGGUGAACAAACAGUACCAACACUGCUAAUAACCGAUGGUGACAAUCCGCCCGACUAUAAGCUUAUGAUGCCACCUUCCUACGAGGAUGCCAUGGCGUUAAGUGAUAAAUUCUGUGAUGACAGCGAAUACUUGCAAAAUGUCAGCCUAAGUAGUAUUGUCUCCAAUGGCACGACAGAGUCGUUUAAGCCACGUUACCCCGUCUACUAUGAAUACGAAACGCCAAUCAUACCGCCCGAAACACUCUACGAUGAAUCACCCUCGCAGCUGCGUAUCGAACUACAGACAUCGGAUUCAUCAGAGGCAUCACAUCAACCGCUUAGUGCCGCCAGUUUCAAUGUUUUUCGUAAAGAGAAGAAAUAA
Messenger RNA from Anastrepha obliqua, 1488 nucleotides. RefSeq names its product arrestin domain-containing protein 17. Gene Ontology annotation, cellular component: cytoplasm. The record is from RefSeq and is a predicted model, not a curated record. The coding region runs from base 1 to 1488 and encodes 495 amino acids. Gene Ontology annotation, biological process: protein transport. The transcript has 5 exons. NCBI's taxonomy places the organism in Eukaryota, Metazoa, Arthropoda, Insecta, Diptera, Tephritidae.